Molecule: messenger RNA, 1110 nt
Organism: Aureobasidium melanogenum CBS 110374
Lineage: Eukaryota; Fungi; Ascomycota; Dothideomycetes; Dothideales; Saccotheciaceae
Product: kinase-like protein
Exons: 2
Biological process (GO): peptidyl-serine phosphorylation; peptidyl-threonine phosphorylation
Molecular function (GO): protein serine/threonine kinase activity; ATP binding
Source: RefSeq, a predicted model, not a curated record
AUGACUCCUGCGCAGGCUAUUCAAUCUUCAGCUGGACUUCUGAAUAUUUAUGAAAAGGGAGAAAUCAUCGACUACAAGGAUGGCGUUUGGUUCUGUGGCUCCAAACAAGCAAAGAAGCAUGUUGGAGACAUAUCCGCUGCUGGAACCACAAACUUUGGAUAUGACGAUGAACGAGGCGACUACAAUCUUGUCAUGGGUGAUCACCUAGGAUACCGUUACGAGGUGAUUGACGUGCUUGGUAAAGGAAGUUUCGGACAGGUAGUGAGGUGCAUCGACCACAAGCUUGGCACUCUCUGUGCUGUCAAGAUCAUUCGCAAUAAGAAGCGGUUCCAUCAGCAAGCUCUGGUUGAGGUCAACAUCUUGCAAAAGCUUAAGGAAUGGGAUCCUGAUGAGGCUAAUGCAACACUAACAAUCACAUCGUCCUUCUACUUCCGAAAUCAUCUUUGCAUCACAUCUCCCUCUCUCAGCAUCAACCUGUACGAAUUUAUCAGAGCCCACAACUUCUCUGGCUUUUCACUCCAGCUUAUCCGCUGUUUCGCACGCCAGAUACUCGCCUGUUUGUGCCUGCUACAAUCCAAGAGGAUCAUUCACUGCGAUCUCAAACCAGAAAAUAUACUUCUCUGCGAUCCUCGUCGAGCUGACGUCCGCGUCAUCGAUUUCGGCAGUUCUUGCAAAGCAGAUGAGAAGGUGUAUACGUACAUUCAAUCGCGUUUCUACCGUUCACCUGAGGUUAUUCUCGGAAGUGAUUAUGGUCUUGGAAUUGAUAUGUGGAGUUUCGGAUGUAUUCUUGCAGAGCUUUUCACCGGAUACCCCAUCUUCCCUGGAGAAAACGAGCAAGAGCAACUCGCGUGUAUCAUGGAAAUUUUCGGCCCACCUGCUCGCGACAUCAUCGAAAAGGCCUCACGAAGAAAACUAUUCUUCGACUCGUCACUCAAGCCCCGUGUCACAGUAUCAAGUAAAGGCAGGAGGAGGAGGCCCAGUAGCAAGACUCUCAGUGGUGCCAUCAAGUGCGAGGAUGAGGCUUUCUUGGACUUCCUCUCCCAAUGUCUUCGCUGGGAUCCCGAGAAACGUCUGCGCCCAGACCAGGCGGUCUCCCAUCCCUUUAUCACC